Messenger RNA from Amblyraja radiata (thorny skate), 1704 nucleotides. RefSeq names its product SPRY domain containing 3 (gene spryd3). Gene Ontology annotation, molecular function: protein binding. Bases 130 to 1386 code for a protein of 418 amino acids. Lineage: Eukaryota; Metazoa; Chordata; Chondrichthyes; Rajiformes; Rajidae. The record is from RefSeq and is a predicted model, not a curated record. The transcript has 12 exons.
GUUUCCGCUUCCCUGGGAAGUUUGUUCCGCUCGAGGUGCGUCAUAUAGUUACUGGGGUUAGAGAGGGAAUCUUUGCCGGCAGCUUAAAGGGGAUUUACACAGAAAGCUUUACACAAGUGUCACGGGAAAAUGGAGGACUUCAACUUGCACUACAGAUUCCUAAAUUGGAGGAGAAGAAUAAGAGAAAUAAGAGAAGUACGUGCAGUACGUCAUCAAGAGAGGUACAAGCGCAUUCUUGUUGAUGGAGACAUACUGAGUUACCAUGGAAACUCGGAUGAAGUUGGUUGUUACGUGGCUCCUCGUCCUUUGACAAAGGAGAACAAUUAUUUUGAGGUGUGUAUAAUGGAUACUGGUGUGAGAGGGACAAUUGCAGUCGGAUUAGUCCCGCAGUACUACAAGCUAGAUCACCAACCAGGAUGGCUUCCACAUUCUGUUGCUUAUCAUGCAGAUGAUGGCAAGUUGUUUAAUGGAAAUGGUGUGGGCCAGCAGUUUGGGCCAAAGUGUUUUGCAGGUGAUCGAAUUGGGUGUGGUGUCCAGACAGAAUUCUUUGACAGAGGAAUGGCAACUGUGUUUUUCACAAGAAAUGGAAAAGAGGUAGGUUCUGUCGUGAUGGCCAUGUCGCCGGAUGGGUUGUUCCCGGCAGUUGGAAUGCACUCUCUUGGAGAAGAAGUUCGCAUUGACUUGCAGGCAGAAUGGGGACUGGAUGAAGACGACAGUGCCAUGAUGGUCGACAGCCAUGAAGAUGAAUGGGGCCGUCUACAUGAUGUUAAAGUUUGUGGAACACUAUUAGAAUACAUCGGCAAAGGGAAGAGCAUAAUGGAUGUCGGUCUGGCGCAAGCACGACAUUCCCUCAGCACCAGAAGUCAUUACUUUGAAGUCGAGAUCGUUGACCCCGGUGAAAAAUGCUACAUUGCCUUGGGAUUGGCACGAAAGGAUUACCCCAAAAAUCGUCACCCUGGCUGGAGUCGAGGGUCUGUGGCCUAUCAUGCAGAUGAUGGCAAACUAUUCCAAGGAAGUGGAGUGGGAGAUCCCUUUGGUCCACGCUGUUACAAGGGGGACAUCAUGGGUUGUGGUAUCAUGUUCCCUCGAGAUUAUAUUUUAGACAGUGAUGCUGACAGCGAUGAGUGUACUGACGCCGCAGAAGUGAAUUACAAACAGAGGCGUGUGAGGAACAUCAUGUAUUUUAAUGAUGAGGAUGAAGAGGAUGAAGGAGAGGAUAUGGAGCAGGAAUAUGAUGGAAAGAAAGUAACGGUGUUUUUCACUCGAAAUGGGAAGAUAAUUGGCAGGAAAGAAGCACCAGUGCCAUCUGGCGGUUUCUACCCAACUAUCGGGAUGCUGAGCAAUGGAGAAAAGGUGCAAGUCGACCUGCAUCCACUGAGUGGCUGAACUGUUCACCAUUCUCUCACCCAACACGGCAAGCAAGCUGUACUUCCCAUCGCCAUCUACCGGCUGAUUCUGGGGUUGCCUGAAACACCACAGAGGGUGCACAAUAUCGACCGUUCUAGUUGGCCAUUGUAUGUAAUUCUGCGACUAUGUUAGUGUAUUUAACAAACGGUUAUGUAGGCCAAGUGAUUAGUCUGGUUUUUCUUUUCCUCUUCUCUUCAGUUUUGUUACCUCCUGCUUUAAAACACUAAAAAUCCUUUGUACACAAAAAAGCUGGAGACACUCAGCGGGUGCAGCAGCAUCUAUGGAGCGAAGGAAAUA